GGUCCGAGGGGGGGGGAGGGCGGCGAGCCAGUGAUUCAGUGUUUCGAGCGAUGCCAGCGGUGCUUCUUCUUGUGUUGCUAGCUUCAGGCUGCACCCAGGCCUGGAAGUACAGCGAGUUCGGGAAGCCCGAAGGAUGGGCAGGCAAGUGUAUAGAUGGACAAAGCCAGUCGCCAAUAGACCUGGUGACAGAGACAGCACACCGCUUUGUGGUCGAACCUCUUGAGUUCUUCAACUACAAGAGUCUGAAUGGGACCAUCACAAACAACGGGCACUCAGUCGCAAUCCAUUUUGACGAAGAUCACUGUGACUCAGGGGUUACUGCGGGAUUGCUCAAAGGAAUGUACAUUCUUCAUGAACUUCACUUUCAUUGGUCCUCGGAGCACACUGUCAAUGGGAAAAGAUUCCCGUUGGAACUACACAUGGUCCACUACAACCAGAGGUAUGGAGACUUGAAGCAUGCGGCGCAGCAGCAUGACGGCUUGGCUGUUGUGGGAAUUCUGUUCGAGGAGUCGGAAAAUGGAACAGAAGUGUUGGAACCACUACUGAGGGUUGUGAGAGCAGUGUCGGGGAAAGUUCAGGCAAAGGAACGACUGCCUCCUAAUUUCAACCCAAUAGAAUUCUUACCAGCUGACAGAAGUACCUUUUUCCGCUAUCAGGGAUCUUUAACCACACCACCAUGCUCUGAGACCGUCAAGUGGACAGUAAUGCAGUCUAAAGUACCAAUUUCUUCAGACCAGAUCAAGACUUUCAGACAAGUGAGCAGUGAAUCCGGUAAACUGGAACAUAAUUACCGCAGAUUACAAGAAAUCAACAAAAGAGAUGUCUACCUUCUGUCUGACAAUGGAGCGUGUGCCACCAGUGCUGCUUUAAGUGUCACUCUUUUUAGUGUCUUUGUUGUUCUUUUACAAUAUAGAUAAAAAGGAACGCACAUAAUUGUGGUAAAACAGUCACGAUCAAAGAGACAUAGAACGGAUAGAUCUGAAUUUUGUGUUUCAGUGUCAUGCUCUUUCCUCUUCUGAGUAAUAUAGGCUGUGUGAUGAACCUAUUAGUGUUGGCAAUGAAAUGAACACAUUUAGUUAAAGAUGAACAGUCAAACAUAUCAAUAAAAUGUAUAUCAUAUAACCCUAUUUAUUUCAGGACUAGCUAAUGCUAUAUUUUAGUAUUAUUGUUUGGACAAACAACAAAAAUUUACAUAUCUUUAAAUAAUAACUAUAUAACUGCCAAAGCUGUUAAAAUCCUACUUAAGUUUGGUUGUAAAUGAAAUCAAUAUAAAACUGUGUCAAAUUAUAGAUAUUUUACACCAGAUACACAAGUAAUUUAAUAGUUUUUAGGGGAUAAACUUUAGUUGAAUAGUGGUGCCAUUCCAAAGAUAUAUAGAUAGCGAUCUCAAGUUUUCUGUUUCAUUUGGGAAAAUUUCAUCUAUGAGUUGAUGUCCAUUAUUUUAAUAUUUUUCAUUAAAGAAUUGUUAUUUUGGUUAUAACUUAGUGUAUCCAAGUUAUUAUAACAUUGAAAAAUAGUUCAUUGUGAUAGCAUUUGUUACAUAUACAUCAAAAUGCUCUUGGAACUUGCCAAUUAGAUUGGAUUUUUUACACUGAUAUCUUUUGUACUGAAACAAAAUUAGAUUUUUAAUUAUUGACUGAAGCAGUUCACAAGUCUGUUCUAUCAAUUUUGCAUGGUUUUCUUCAAAGUGAGUAGAGGGUAUAGCCUACUUGUAUAUUUAUUGAACUUUCACUCAAGUAGUAGAAUUCACUCUCACAGCUAUUUUUCAAUUCCCAAAUGGAUUAUUUCUAGUCAUAAACUGUGAAAUUUUCAGUUGAUUCUAGUCAUGUGAUGUAGGAAUUUUCUUUAUAAGAACAAUCUGUGUGUACUAACCAUGUAAAGAAUUUUAAUGUAUAUUAAUAUUUAAAGAAUAAAGUUUUCUAAAAAUGAA
Homalodisca vitripennis (glassy-winged sharpshooter) is the source of this 1930-nucleotide messenger RNA. RefSeq names its product carbonic anhydrase 2-like. Bases 51 to 917 code for a protein of 288 amino acids. Gene Ontology annotation, molecular function: carbonate dehydratase activity; zinc ion binding. The transcript is spliced from 7 exons. Gene Ontology annotation, cellular component: cytoplasm. NCBI's taxonomy places the organism in Eukaryota, Metazoa, Arthropoda, Insecta, Hemiptera, Cicadellidae. The record is from RefSeq and is a predicted model, not a curated record.